Coccomyxa subellipsoidea C-169 is the source of this 806-nucleotide messenger RNA. RefSeq names its product RNA-binding domain-containing protein. The record is from RefSeq and is a predicted model, not a curated record. Gene Ontology annotation, molecular function: RNA binding. NCBI's taxonomy places the organism in Eukaryota, Viridiplantae, Chlorophyta, Trebouxiophyceae, Coccomyxaceae. Bases 57 to 599 code for a protein of 180 amino acids. Gene Ontology annotation, cellular component: nucleolus. Gene Ontology annotation, biological process: maturation of LSU-rRNA from tricistronic rRNA transcript (SSU-rRNA, 5.8S rRNA, LSU-rRNA). The transcript has 5 exons.
AUCGAAUCGUCUGGAAUAAGCGAACGCAGUGCAGUGAGAUAGUGAGGAAACUGAAGAUGGCAACUGAUACGGAUCCAUCCACAAGCGGCAGGGAAGAGGAUCCCAGCCGCGUACUUUAUAUUGGGCAUCUACCACACGGUUUCUAUGAAGAUCAAUUGAAAGGUUUCUUCACACAGUUUGGCCGUGUGACCAAGGUCAGGCUUUCCCGCAACAAGAAGACUGGAAAGGCCAAGCACUAUGCCUUUCUGGAGUUCCAGUACCCAGAGGUUGCCGCAGUUGCAGCGACAGCCAUGGACGGCUACAUGCUGUUCAAGCAGAAGCUCUCGGUCCAUGUCAUGCCAGCCAAGGAUGUGCAUGCAGACCUUUGGAAGGGCGCCAACCGCAAGUUUGACAAGAUCCCCUGGCGCAAGGUGGAGAUGGAACGCCACAAUGCAGAGCGCACUCCAGAGCAGCAGCAAGCUCGGCUGGAGCGGGCUUUGAGGAGGGACAAGCAGAGGCAGAAGCGGCUGCUGGAGGCAGGCAUUGACUAUGAAUACAAACCCCUGGAGGCUGCCCUGGCGCCCAAGCCAAAGCACAAGACAUUCAAAGAGGAUGAGUGAUCUAGAAGCACAAAACGCCAAAUUUAAAUGCAACAGGAGUCUUGUAGAGGGACCUUCAUGACAUAGUAGCUAGGAGCAAUCCAACUGGAAAUUGAAAAUACCAUGAUCCAUAUGACAGUGGCAAGUGUAGAGUUGAGGAUAUUGUGUGCUGCCUGUGGAGUAUAUAAUGACAAGAGGGCGGUCUGUAUGAUAUAAUUACUGCUGAUG